Messenger RNA from Medioppia subpectinata, 3030 nucleotides. The record is from the annotation of a GenBank genome assembly. NCBI's taxonomy places the organism in Eukaryota, Metazoa, Arthropoda, Arachnida, Sarcoptiformes, Oppiidae.
AUGAUUCCAUUUCUCACUUCCAGUAGUAGGAGUAGCACACAGGACCAGACGCACUCCGUCUCCAGCCCAACCGCAGUCUCAGUCACCACCAGCAUCCCAUCCAAGAACCACACCGGCACACGACUCCCAACCUCACUCAGCUCACUCAAGUCUCUGCUCGAACCAUUCAACUCAACCCCACAGGAACAUGAAGAACUCAACAAUCAACAAAAAACUACUACUACUACUACCAACGAACAGCCAACCCCAUCACCACUCAACAACCAGAACCACUCCCACUCCCACUCCCACUCCCACUCCACUCAACCACCCACCUCCGACGAAAUCACCACCGAAGCACUCCAGACAGGCGGGCCAGAUGCAAAACUCACUCAAGCAAACCCUCACCCCACUAGAUAUAGCCCAGCAGCUCGUCUACCCGGUACUAAUCGAAUCGGCAUCGACCUCGGCCAACGUCCUGCUUCUCCUCAAAUCGGAGUACGGAACGCAUGGCAGUACCUACCCUUCCUGACAAAACAAGCCACCAACAUCGCCAGCUCAUUUCUAUCUCAUCACCUCAACGGGCCCCCCAAAAAGUCAUGGGGGAUCGAAAUGACCAUCUUCACCGCGAUCGUGCGAGAGAUGGCCAACUACACUCAUCUCUCAUCCAUCCAUCAACUGCGCACCAUCAUGGACUUUGGCCAGAUCUUACCCACCCCAAAGGACGGCAUCAUCACCCCCGUCUCAUUCAAAGUCAAACCUAACCAUCUCACCGGAUUCUUGAAAGAAUUGGACCAGGCUGAAACGGGUAACAGAAUCCUCACAGGCGAAUGGGUCCUCAGUAAGAAAACUUGGAAGAGGAUGCAAACCGAGAGUCUGGCUAGACGUGCUCACAAUCCUGACUUCAACGACAAUGGUGAUGAGUUUGCUCACUCUGUCAAAAUGUCACCCUCCCCAAGCCAUCAACACGGUCUCGGUCAAGAUAAGGUGAUCUACUACAUCCACGGUGGUGCUUAUUUCAUCAUGAGCGCCUCCACUCAUCGUCCACUCACCAUCUCGAUUGCUAAAUACACAGAAUGUCGUCUAUUCGCAGCUAUCAAUUACAGACUAGCUCCGGAGACUAAGUUCCCCGGCCCACUACACGAUACAGUAGCAGGCUACUUCCGAUUACUCAACGACCUCUGCAUACCUGCCCAGAAUAUAGUCCUUUCAGGUGACAGUGCUGGCGGCGGUCUGGUGAUGGCUUUAUUGAUGUAUUUGAGAGAUGAAGGGUAUCCCUUGCCGUCAGCGGCAAUGGUCUUCAGUCCCUGGUGCGAUUUGACAAUGAGCUGUGAUAGCUGGGAAACCAACCAGGUCAGUAACUUGCUGGAAACCUAUUUAUUACCAUAUGACUUCUUACCCAUGCCUAAACCAGAUGACCCGUUAAAUCCGGUCAAGUGUUACUUGGGAGACGAUGGAAUCAAGAAAUGGAUUACUCAUCCCUACGCCUCUCCGUUAUUCGGUGACAUGCACGGCCUACCACCACUCUUAAUACAAGCUGGAGACGCCGAAGUCCUGCGAGAUGAGAUCACCCUGUUGGCUCACAAGGCCUCCCUACAUGGGGUGAAAGUGAUACACGAGAUUUACGAAGACUGCGUGCAUGUCUUCCAAGCGUUCUUGUUUUUGGAAUCGAGUACCAAAGCCUUACAAUCCAUGCGAAACUACAUUCGACACGUUCUGCCCAAGAUGGAGCGACAGUCAUCAUCAGAUCAUCCCCUCAAUCCUGCUGCUGCUGAAGACACCUACAGACCACCAACACGCGCCCCGAGCGACGAUGACCAGUUUAUCUACGCGAUUGGCGAUCCUAACCAAGGCGCCGUUGAUCGGGAGAUCUCCAGGGACGCCCACUUGGUCGAUGACAUGAGCCAGCCGAUUAAGGAAACCCUACCACCCACCCCAGCGGUGCCAAACCUACUCGGAUCAGCAGAUGACGAAGUGUCCGAUGGCGAAGAGGUAUUAUCAGGAGAUGAUGACUCUGAUGGGGAAGAUGAAGUUUUGGAUGCAUCCGCCACACCCGCCAGCCCGUCGGCAGUGCCUGAACAGGAACAGCCAACCGAUUCACCCGCAUCCCGCGUGGAUAGUCGGCCCGACUCCUUAUCGCUAGACAUUGGUCGCUCGGCUUCUAGUGUCAGUUUAUCCCGCUUAUCAGAGAACCGGAAAUCGGGUCUCUCCCUGCGAGGCCGUCUUCCCCCGGCGAUGGACAUCGAGACGAUCCAGAACCUCAUCAUGCAAACGCCGCUCCAAGAGGUUCCACCGCCGGAGGCUGGCGGAGCUGGUGAAUCCAGUGGCUAUCGCUCGCCGACGAGUUUGAAGGAAGAUCUCCGUCGACUCAGCGUUGGCACCUCGGCCUGCUCUUCUCCCAGACGGACUUCCUUACAGCCUGCACCCAUGCUACCCAUUCACUCCAACGCAAGCUCUCGGGUCUCGAUCCACUCCCCCUCCGAGCAGGCUUCUUCGCCGGGGAGCCAACAUCAUCAACCUGCGCGGACCCCCGGGGGCCACCAGUCGGUCGGGCGGCCGACGCAUUCACGCAAAUACACGGCCUCCAAUGUGGCCCUGCUCACCCCGAUGGUCCGGACGCACCACGACCCCUCCGGGUCGGGCACGGUGAAUGCGGACCUGCAAGCUAUCUUCCACCAGCUGAUCACGACGCCGUCGGAGCUGCGGACGACGGUGUACACGCAGGGGGAUGACGAAGACGACGAGCAGGAGAAGGCCUCAGAGGCCAAUGGCGAGUACUUCCGCCCCGCUAAUAAUCCGGGCCCCAGCCAUCAUCAUCAUCAUCAUCAUCAUCAUCAUCGCCACCAGCGGCUCCCUAGCUCCACCAACACCCUCACCCCCGGUCACCAUGCCUCCUCCUCCUCCUCCUCCGUCAGCCCCAGCCGCCACAGCAGCCGCGCCAGUCCUGUCGACGAUCCCAACACCCUCAUCGACCAGAACCAACUCGUCGAAGACCCACCCCCGCCCUCUCCCGAAUUCGCGUUCCAGACCCCCGGCUACGGCUUCUCGUAA